Messenger RNA from Necator americanus (New World hookworm), 987 nucleotides. RefSeq lists its product as uncharacterized. The record is from RefSeq and is a predicted model, not a curated record. Gene Ontology annotation, biological process: chromatin remodeling. NCBI's taxonomy places the organism in Eukaryota, Metazoa, Nematoda, Chromadorea, Rhabditida, Ancylostomatidae. The transcript has 3 exons. The coding region runs from base 1 to 987 and encodes 328 amino acids. Gene Ontology annotation, cellular component: nucleus.
AUGGCUGUAAAAGUAGAUACAGGAGAAGUGGAAAUGCGAGUUGUCUUUGCUUAUGCGCCACAGUACGUCCAAUCCCUGGAAGGCGAAGAACUGCUUCUAAUCGGAGGAGGCUUGAACGGACAUGUCGGUUCUCGGAAAGAUGACUUCGACGGUUGUAAGGAAGGUUACGGCUACGGAGCUCGUAACGACGACGGGUUGCGAAUCCUGGAGUAUGCUGUUGCAGGAAGAGACAUCCAAGAUUUGAAACAACGCAUCAAAUGGUGGAACCUGAAGGAUCGAAAGGAGGUAUUCUUCGCGUCCGUGGCUCUAUCUACACUUCCCUACCCUACUCGUAGUGUGAGGAAAUUUGGUCGUCUGCUUCCACGCUUGACCGAUGAGAACACUCUGGGAAAGACGACUCUAGGUAAGCCCAAAGUAAAAAAGGCUACGUGGUUUUGGAACGAGGAAGUUCAGGCGGCAAUUCGUGAGAAGAAGUCCAAGUAUAAGCUCUGGUGGAUGACACGUCAGCCUGAAGAUGGGGAUGCUUACCUAGCGGCGAAGAGGGAGGCUAAGAAGGCAGUCUCCAAGGCGAAGUCGUACCGCUACAGGGCUGUGUACGACAUGCUUGAUACCAGCGAAGGGGAGCGGGCAGUGUAUCGUUUAGUCAGAGUGCGACAUCGCUCAACGUUGGAAACGGAACACACCAAGAUCGUUAAGGGAGCUGAUGGUACCGUUCUGCUCGGUCGCUCUGGUCAGAUCCUGCAGAGGUGGCGAGAGUACUACAAUCAGUUGCGUAACGAAGAGUUCUGCCAUCAUCCCAUACCAACCGUUCCCAGCGUCGAGGGUUCUAUUUUACCAAUUACUGCAGUCGAACUCAGUGCUGCCCUCGCAAAAAUGAAGUGGAACAAGGCAACCAGUCCUGAUGACAUACCUAGUCAUGUUUGGAAGCUGUUAGGAGAUCGAGGGUCCGUGUGGCUCGCAACUCUAUCUAACAAGAUCGUUGCAUAA